Molecule: messenger RNA, 549 nt
Organism: Helobdella robusta
Lineage: Eukaryota; Metazoa; Annelida; Clitellata; Rhynchobdellida; Glossiphoniidae
Exons: 5
Cellular component (GO): cytoplasm
Molecular function (GO): protein binding; enzyme inhibitor activity; phosphatase regulator activity
Source: RefSeq, a predicted model, not a curated record
GUGGAUCCGAACGUGUGUGGUGAAGAUAGCCUGUCUGUAUUGCACCAGUGCUGCUUAAACGACCUGCUUGAGAUGAUGAAGUUGUUCAUUCGCUACGGAGCGGAAGUGAACUCACGUGACUGCGACCUCUGGACCCCUCUCCAUCUUGCUGCUACCUGCGGCAACAUCACACUCUGCCAGUGUCUUUGCGAAAAGAAUGCCGAUCUACUGGCUCUGAACACGGAUGGCAACAUGCCAUAUGACCUUUGCGAAGAUAUGGCAACACUGGACUUCAUUGAAUCUGAAAUGGCAAAGCGAGGAAUAACACAGGAGUUGAUAGAUGAGACGAGAUUGGCAGCAGAGAGCCAGAUGUUGAAUGACGUCAUCAAGUUUGCUAGUCAGGGUGGUGACCUCAACUGCAAGGGCAACAAUGGAGAAUCCCUACUUCACAUAGCAGCAUGCAGUGGUUACGGUAGAGUCAUUGACUUCCUCCUAAGCAAGAAAGUUCCUGUCAAUGCAACUGAUGACGAAGGCUGGCAGGCUCUCCAUCUCGCUACAUGCUACGGACAG